UGCCGAAGUUGAUAUCGUCGCUGCCAGAUAUAAAAGCUUUGCUCCUCAAAAUGCACUAAAUUUGCUCUCUCGAAAAGUUUUGCUUUUUCUCCUUUGCAAAUUAGGAUUAGGAAAUAUUGGUGAAAUUUGCAUGAUAAUGAAGGAUUUUUCUUGAAUCAAAAAUAAUGGAUUUUUCUGAAAACCCCCUCUUGACCUCUCAAAUUGCCCCCACUGAGGGGUCGUUUGAUUUGCGUCAAUCUCCGAAAGUUGAAGCAAGACGGGUAGAAGAAUUAAAUCUACACGAUGAUGCGUUGCACGUGACGCUUCUUGCCGGAGGAGUUGCAUUGCUUCUACUUUUACCAUUGGCAUACACACUUUACCGGUGCAGAAGGCGCAGUUCUGUCUAUGAAGACAUUCCAGAAAACAGCAUUAACAGAAAGAGGGCAUCAAGAUGUUCUCAAGCAUCGAUAUUCAGCGCCACUCAAUCCAGACCUAUCGACUUUGUACUUCCGAGCAUCCCUCCUGCUCUUGCAGCCAUGGCUAGCCCAGCAGCAGCUGAUACAGUCUCUUUAUCCUCCAGUGAAUCAUCCGACAUACCUUUAUGGGCUAGAUUGGCACUCCUUGAGCCAGGUCCAACUUUAUUAGGAGGCUUGAAUCCAGAGCUGUAUCGCAUCAGUGUGGAAAAGCCUGAAGAAGAAGUUGUCUUUCCCGAUGGUCACGUGGGUAGAGUAUGGAUCGGUCUGCAAUAUGACUCAACCAGUGAACGCUUGUUGGUGUCUCUUAUCAAAGUCAAGAAUUUACCUUCCAGAGUUUAUGGAUGCAAUAAUUGCUGUGAUCCAUUUGUUAGAGUAUUUGUUCUUCCCGAUGAAAGGAGAUAUGGCCAAUCAAAAAUAAAGAAAAAAACGUGCAAUCCAAAAUUUGAUGAAAAUUUUAUAUUUCAGAUGCCAUCAAAAAAUCUGGAUGAACGAAUAGUGAAAGUAACUAUAUUAGACAAUGACCGUGGAAAAAGACACGUUGUGAUUGGACAUUGUGUCUUUCCGCUCAAAGAAUUCGAGCUCUCCACCAAUGAGAUGGCCGUUCAGUGGAAGGAUCUAAUUAAAGACGUCGAAGAUGUUGUAAUAAGCGAGGUAGGAGAAAUACUAGUGAGUCUUUGCUAUAACGAGAAUUUGGAACGUCUUACUGUAACUGUCUGCGAGGCAAAAGGUUUAAAAUUACCGGAAGGAUCAACGAUUACAGAUUCAUAUGUAAAACUGCUAUUUAUGAUUGAGAACAAACUUGUGAAAACGAAGAAAACUGCUGUUGUGAAGAAAUCUCUGGAUCCUAAAUACAAUGAAUCAUUCCAUUUUCGACUCCCUCAGAAAUGUCUAAAUUCUGCUAGCGUUAACCUGCAAAUAACUGCUGCUGGUGGGCCAAAUAAAGAUAAAGUAUUGGGACGUGUUGUCUUUGGAUCUUACAUGUUUGUAAAGGGAAAACCUCUGGAACACUGGAAUGAGGCUAUAUCAGCAGGACAUAAGCAAAUCCGUCAUUGGCAGAAAUUAUCCUUGUGACUCCCCUUGAUUAUGUGCCAGUCCCAGUUGUAGUUAAACUACUAGAUGUAGUUCGUCAUAAAUAAAUUAAGAAGUAGCUAGUCUCUAACAUAUUAGAUAUCACAAUCUCAAACGAUUUGUGGAGGCUUAUUUGCAGAAAUUUACUUGUACAUUUUGAGCUCUUUGAGACGUUGAUGAGGAUGAGAAGUUUAAGAUUUUAACUACCACCCGAAGAUCAAGAAAAGUGCCAGAGUAAUCCACAUAUGGUCAUUUAUGUAAAUUUUACACAUUCUGAGACGUGUCACUUGAUUGCAAAUAAGGUAUAUAUUUAUUUACCUUUAAGCUUUCAAAGACAUUGAUGAGAUGGGGAAUUUAAAGACCCAAGUAAUACUUGUGGAGUUUAGGAAACAUAGAAAGACAAGGUUUCAUACGGAAGUCUUUCUUUAAAUUUUGGGAGAACGAAAAUUUUGAGUUUUAACCCGACCGAAGAUUAAAACAAGUGUGAUCUUCGUGUCGGUAAUGUUUACUUGCAGAAUGGGUAAUGUUCAUUCAUGUGAGUGCCAAAGAUCAAGAAAAGUGCCAGAGUAAUCCACAUGUGGUCAUUUAUGUAAAUUUUACGCAUUCAAAGACUGGUUUUCACGUGAUUGUAAAUAAGGGAUAUUUGUACAUUGAGACAUUGAUGAGGAUGAGAAUUUAGAAGCACAAGUGUAGUUGUGGAGUUUAAGAAACAUAGAAAGGCAAGCUUUCCCACGGAAGUAUGCUUAUACCUUUUAAGCUUUUGAAAAACGAAAAUUUUGAGUUUUUUCCCACUCGAAGAUCAAGUUAAUUGCCAGAUUAAUUCACAUAGGGUCAUUUAUGUAAAUUGUACCAGACAGAGACUGAAUUUCACGUGAUUGUAAAUAAGGUGACAUUUUACCGCAAGUAAAUAGCAUUGAUAUACAUAUAGUGGUCGUGUCUCAUAUGUGUUGAAAGUAAGUUAUUUAUCAAUGUGCUGUAUGUGAUGUUUCGUAACUUUGUCAGUCAAUAACGAAUGUUUUUUAAGCUCAGCUAUUGUUCUUGGAGUCAGUUUUAUAAAAGAUACGCCCCCGCUCACAAAUUUCCAUGUACCUCUGCUUUUAUUUUCAAAUACAGUACUUCGGUAUAAUAUAAUGUUCCCGUAGCUGCUGCUUGUAGAACUGUUUCUAAUUAAUUUUGAAUCGACUAUAAGGUGUAAAAAAGAAGGGAAAUAUCAACACAUAGUGCAGCAAACAAAAGUUUUGAUAAAAAUUUUAAUUACUGCAUAUUACAUAAUAAAAAGUACGCAUGAUCUGAGGUUAAUCAUUUGAACCAGUGCAGAAGACCUAAAUAUUAAAAGCGUAUAUGGAAGGUGAUUCAAUGUUAUUGACAUUAUAUUAGGUUUAAAAGUUUGUAAAAAUUAACCAGUAACUAAGAAAAUGUGGUGUAAUAAUCGGUUCUAAAGGGAGUUAUUUUAAUUAAGGAAAUAUUUAAAACAAAAUUCUGUUAUAUAUUCUAAGUUAUGCAGUAAAAUAUGUCUUAUUUUCAGUAGAAUAUUACAUUCGUACAAGAGUUUAUUUCUUCAUGUAGUCUUAGAAAAACAAUUAAGAACAGUGAUUUAUUAAAAUUUACCAACAGUAAUGUAAAAAAAUCAAAUUAAAAAAAUAAUUUUUUGCUGCACUGAAAUUUGAAUAUUUACUUAAGAACAAACAUAAUGUUUCUCAAUAGAUCAAAAAUACUUUCAUGGGUAAAAUAAUACUUCCAUAUGUAACAAAAAAAAUUCCUAGAAUUUGUACCUUCAAAAAAAAAACCGUUACAUAUAGAUUUCAAACGUUUUAAUGUUUUCAGAUUAAAUUUCCUUGCAUACGCUAUAAUAUGUUUUUCAAUUUAACUCAUCAACCAAUCUAUAAUUUUGAAAUAUAUUGAAACUAUUA
This is a messenger RNA of Parasteatoda tepidariorum (common house spider), 3433 nucleotides long. Its product is annotated as synaptotagmin-15-like. Gene Ontology annotation, molecular function: clathrin binding; calcium-dependent phospholipid binding; SNARE binding. Lineage: Eukaryota; Metazoa; Arthropoda; Arachnida; Araneae; Theridiidae. The record is from RefSeq and is a predicted model, not a curated record. Gene Ontology annotation, cellular component: plasma membrane; exocytic vesicle. Gene Ontology annotation, biological process: calcium-ion regulated exocytosis.